Messenger RNA from Ramularia collo-cygni, 966 nucleotides. RefSeq lists its product as uncharacterized. The record is from RefSeq and is a predicted model, not a curated record. Bases 1 to 966 code for a protein of 321 amino acids. Lineage: Eukaryota; Fungi; Ascomycota; Dothideomycetes; Mycosphaerellales; Mycosphaerellaceae. The transcript is spliced from 4 exons.
AUGUUCAGUACACUUCUCCUUGCUACAGUUGUCGGUGCUGGUGUAGGAAGCGCGGCUGUCAAUGCACCGGCAGCUGCACUUGAUGCGAGAACCAWUAGCCCGCCUUCAUACUUCUGCUCUUCAAACACCAAGAAAUGCUCCAAGCAAAAGGACUCUGUGAUGGCAUACUGCUCGUCUUACCUUUCCAUUCCAAAGGCCACCAGGACUGUAACGAAGACAGUCUGCUCUACAAAAACCAACACAAUCACCCAGGUCACGGGCACGAUUACAAGCACACCCAAAGCGGUAACGAGCACCAUGACGAGUUGUGCACCCCCGGUUAUCACAAUGGCUCCGGUCGAUGAAGAUGAUUCAGGAGACGUUUCUGAUGGCGAAGGAUCACUUUCUGAUGUUGAUGCCACCCCAGUCGCACGACGUGGUUCUCCUGCAGGUUACAAGCCAUCAUGUCUUGACUCCCAGAAAGACCGCUCGGCUAUCUCAGCUGCUUGCAGGUGCUACUCGAUCAAACCGAGCACGACGACGGUGACCAAGACUAUCUCCGACAAGAAGACCACGACGAAAACUAUUCGGACUGCCACCACCGUUAUGGGAACUGCCUCUACGACCUUUGUCUUCCCCCCGGAACCCACAUUCCUGAUAGCAAACGACCGAGGAGGCUACGCCAUGGAAGAAUGUGUCAUAGGCGGCCCGAAACAGGUCCGAAGUGGCCUUGGCCGGCUGAGUUUCGAAGACGAGACUACAAACGCCUUACUCUUCGCCCUCAACGCCGAUAAAAGCCUGACUGCCCUCGAAGGCUCCGAGGGCGAUGCGUUUGAGAUUACAGCUGCCGAAGGCGAAGAUCCAGAUUACAGCGUCCGCAUCGGCGGCAAGGGAUCCCUCACCACCGACAUAUGCUGUUACUCGCGGGGACCCAUCGCAGAGAGGAGGCGGUGGAUGCUUCCAGCCUCGUGGGAGGAGUUCUCGUAA